Messenger RNA from Daldinia vernicosa, 832 nucleotides. RefSeq lists its product as uncharacterized. The coding region runs from base 1 to 687 and encodes 228 amino acids. The record is from RefSeq and is a predicted model, not a curated record. The transcript has 2 exons. NCBI's taxonomy places the organism in Eukaryota, Fungi, Ascomycota, Sordariomycetes, Xylariales, Hypoxylaceae.
AUGAAGUUCACUUUACUAUCUAUGCACCUAUCUACUACAAUCUUGGUCGGGUUGUUAGGCUCGGCCUCUGCAGCGGUUCUCCCUCGCUCAGAUGCCGAUACCAUUGCCAACUUUGGCAGGAUAGGCAUUUGCCUCUCAUACCUCGGAGCUGGGAACACGGAAAAAGAGCUCGCCCCGUGUAAAAUCUUUUGCCCGGCGCAAAAUCCAGGGUCGGACCCAAACGCCGUUGGUUGCAAAGGUCCAGAUGUACCCAUAGAAAAACUAGACCCCAGCACGAUAGACAAAGACGACGACGGGAACCAAUUUACGCCGGGCGAGUGUAUUUGCGACCUCUCGGGAGCCGUUGCAAUCCUUGACGUGGUUAUUCAGGGACUUUCGAAGCUAGACAACGUGAUAUGCGCCGUGGUGCUAUCGGCCGUGACGACUCUCGUCGAGGAAGGCCUUGACGCUGUGCCUGGAGGCGCAUCUGUGACUGCGGUCCACAAAGCCGUCGAAGGUGCUAAGACGUUUGUGGAGAACGGGCUUGACGCUAUUUCAUUCUUCAGCGAUUAUAUUGGGAAGUCGUGCGGUGUCUCUGACUUCAGCUUCAACUUGGAUGACGUAUUCCAGGGCUUGAGCGAUGCUCCGGAUUCGCUUGGUAUGAGCAAGGGCUGCUUUAGACAGAACAAGAGCUGUCAAAAGCCUUGAGGCAUACUGAAUGAAUAUUCAUGUCGAAACAUUGGACAACAGUGGUUAGGGUGGUAUUGGUAUUGGUACGGGGGCAUGGAUAGGAAAUUGAUUUGACGCAUAAUUUCUAUGGAGUGGUGGAUAGGGGUUAGGCGUAUGGUAUGGU